Molecule: messenger RNA, 4496 nt
Organism: Drosophila busckii
Lineage: Eukaryota; Metazoa; Arthropoda; Insecta; Diptera; Drosophilidae
Exons: 7
Coding region: 61-3948 (1295 amino acids)
Source: RefSeq, a predicted model, not a curated record
UCUGAAAAAUUGUAAAAGGAAAAAUUUGUGCUAAAUUAAGUUACUCAAUCAGGAAUUAAAAUGGUUGUUGCCUGCGCAAUGCAGAGCUUUGCGAGAGAACAACAACAGGAAACAGUAAAGACGCCACAAAGCGCUCAAAGUAUGAAGGGCGAAAGUUUUAACAAUGAACAAGAAAAUGACGCCUCAGCCACAUUUUCUGAUCGCGAGGAGGGCGAAAUUAUUGAUGAAUUUGAGAUGAUUAUAUCGUCCGAAGAUGAAGAGUUCAAGUUGCGUGCACGCAUACAGCAACUAGAGGACAAAAGCAAGGACAUUGAGAAAAUGGAAAUGCUGUCGGCCAACUUGUCCAAUCAAUAUAAUUAUCCAAGUGGGCUGGCGAGUGAAAAGUGUGCGCGCUAUCAUCAUUUCUCACCCAUCAGCAUUCUGUCCGAUGUGUCGAGCAUGUCGGAGGCAGAGUAUGAACCGCCUAGGAAGUAUCGCAAGCACAAGACGAAGCGCACGGAGUACAAAAAGACAAUAAAACGCUAUCCGUUUGCAAAUCGUGCGUACCCACAGCAGCAGACGCAACAGGCUCGAAAAAAGCGAAAACACGAUAAUUAUCGUUACCAUAAUCAUCAGCAAUCGGCGAAUAUGCUGAAUUCAUAUGACAGCAUGACAGACAGCGAGCACGGCGAGUAUGAUGACGAUGAUGACAAUGAGGAUCUCGAACGACUUAAAUUGAGCCGCGACAAGCUGCGCGUAGCACUGGCGCGUACAGGAAAUUACGACAUUAAGCCAAAGCACAGCCUCAAGGAACGUCUGCAGUGUCGCCUGCGCAAACCGCCAAGUCCCGAGCCCAAUUUGCCAGCAGAUGCUGUUGAUGGAGUAUUCAGCCAAGAGCAACAACUGCCGCCAAACUCAUUCGAUGGCUACAGUCGUCGUUUCAAGGCUGAGGAGCCACCACCACCACCGCCGCCGCCACCGCCGCAACUGUCGCUGCAGAGUGAUGAGUCGCCGGAGAUCAAGCUGCGACUCAUUGCACUCAAGUCAGCAAUAUUAAAGAAGCAUAUGGCACGUAAGAAGCGCGAUGCGGAACGUGCCUAUUCCCCUACAGAUAUGAUCAAUCGGGUGCAUAAGCCGAAUGCCAGUACCGAAUGCGAUGACCUAGACGAUUUGAUGGAAAUUAGCCCGGCCACAUCGCCGGAUAACACAGUACAAAGCCCACCGCCGCCAAGUUUCGAGCCCGUUGACAUGGAGUUGGUGGAUAGCGAUAGCGAUGAUGAUGCACCAGCCUGGUCCAAUGGCUGCCACCCAAUGUCCAAUGCUGGUGGUAGCUGGCGCUGCUUUAUGCCCAAUUCCUUGCCCCCGCCCGUUAGCAUGCCAAUUGUUAUUGAUGAUGAGGAUGAUGAGCUAGGUCAAAGACGACACUAUGACGUGCCACCGCCGCCACCACCACCCUUUAACAUUCCAGAAGUGCACAUGCUGGAGGAUGAUGAUGCUAGAGAUGGCCUGCAUAUGUCAGAGCGGCAUUCGCAUCAUGGAUCUCUUAUCGACCUCCAGUCGAUCUCAAUGGACAACUCCCAAACCCAGACUGAAAUGUCACAACCAUUCCAGAUGGCUUCCAGCGAUGAUGAAGCUGGUGCGCUGCGUGCCAUGUUGUUAUCCAAGCUUAAGCCGACGUCGAAUGUAAUGCUGCCCGAAGAAACGUCGGAACCAGCGCAGCCAGCUGAGGAAAGCUCCGACAUGCACGACUCGGAUGAUCCUGAGGCGCUACGACUGCUAUUGCUCUCUAGCAUUGCAUCUAAAAAGAAAACCAAACCGGAGGAGCCAGUGUCUGCCAGUCCAGAAAUACUCAAAAUGGCUGUGCGUCGCUUUCAAAGUGUCGAGCCACAAAGCAACGUCCAACCUCCACAAGUUUUAUCCGAAGAGCUGCCAGUGGCAAUUGAAGCUGUUCCUGUUCCAGUUUCUCAUUUGGCGCCACAGAUGCUGCACACACCGGAGCUCACAGCUGUUCCUGUGCCUGUGCCAAUGCCAGUGCCAUCACCGCAAGCAAUCUCUGCGCCUGCAAAAAAUAUAUUUAAGAUUGUAAAGCCAAAUAAGGUGAUUAACAAGAAAACUACGCCAAAGCGCAAAGUAUCCAAAGGGAUCGAACCAGCGCCGCCGGUUAAGCGUCCAGCUACAUUGCUCGUUAAGGAGCCUGUGGCGCCACUGCAUACUCACAACAGCACAAGCUCAACGCGUCUAAUUACCAAACUGGAUCCGGCGAUUAUUAAGGUACAAAGACUGGUAAUCGCGCUGGCCGAAGAGUCAUCCGCAGGCAGCGAUGAUGAGCUUGAGCUCAGAGGUUGUCUUGCUUUUAAGAGUUACUCCAGCUAUGCGGACAAUGCCAGCCCUCUUAGUCUGGCCAUGGACAGUGCCAGCAACUCCACAACGCGUUCUAAUACGCCGAAUUCCGAAAUUCUGGAUUCUGGAGCGGCUGCCAGCAGCAACAGCAAUCUUCGACGCACUGUCAUCAAUGAGUAUUUCGAAAAGAGAGUUGAUGAUUUUCUAAAGCAAGCGCGCUCCCAGGCUCCACCUGCAGCUACACCACUGUCUUCUAGUAAAGCCAAUGCGGAAACAGUGGACGCAAAAAAGAAACCACUUACAGUCAUUGGUCAGAAUUCUAUUGCUGUUUCCAAACCAACUCCCGUGGCUGUGAAACAUUUGCCGGUGGCUUCGCAAAGGGAAUACCUGCGUCUUGUCGAGCGCAUGCAGCUGCUGGAAAAGAAAAAGAUUUGCAUUGUCAAAUCAAGCAGUGGCAACUCAAUAGCCGCUGCCAAAAGCUCACCCACUUCAACCACCAAAGAGAACACAGCAGCUGUCAAGCGAGCAACGAAUUUAAAUAAGCCACGUCCAGCGGCAGCGAAGCCAAAUUUGACGACGCCUGUUGUUGCAAACAAAGCUGUGGAUAGCCAAGCUAUAGAGCAGCCAAGCACAUCCGCAGCCGCCAUAAAGAUUGUGCCACCCUCAAAGGAGAGUCGAUUGAAAGCAUUCGAGAACUCUUUUCAUAAAAUUGGCGGCAGCAUGAUUUUAAAUCUGGACAAGUCGCGCCUGAUGGUGGAGGAGGCCAUGAAAUCAAAGAUAGCGCGACUGCGUUGCUCAAAACGUUUGAAGGAACUGCACGAAGAGAUGCUGGCUGUGAAGCAGGAGGUCAAAGUGGAGGAGACAAAGCUGGCACGCCUGCAGCCCGAGAUACAGGCCAGCCAUGAGAUCAUCAUAUCGCUAAAGCAAAAGCGCAACAAAUUGCGCAACGCUGCCAUGGACUUGGGCAAUGGCCUACGGGGCGCUGACUACAGGUUGCCGGAUCCAGGAAAGGCCGAAGUAGUGCGCAAGUCCACGGAGCUAACCAAAGAGAUUCGACUCUAUAACUCAAUUGCCAAGUUUGAGGAUAUAGCGCGGCUUAAGCUCGACUCAAGCCCCGAUGAAACGCCAGCAACUGCAACUGCCAACGUAACAGCUUUAGAUGAUAGUUUUCAGCUGUCUAGCAGCUAUAACGAGCUUGCUACCAUUAACUGUGAUAGUCAAGCUCAGAACGAUGUUGCCAGAACUGAAACGCAACAGCUAGAGAAGCAGCAGGAGCAGGAGCAGUCGACAGCGUCAAGUGAUUGUACUGGAGCGAAUCAACUGAACGAUGAUACACCCGCAGCAGCAGCAGCUCCAACUCCAACUCCAACUGCGGUGCCCAGCCAAUCGAUGGCCCAGGACUCUGCUUACAGCAGUCAGUUUAUGCGGCAGCUGAACGAAGCUCCCACUGGCGCCUCCCUACUGGGCGAAUAUCGCACGCCCAUGUCCCGCAACUACAACAGUCUGCUCAAUGUGAAUGCCACCGUCUGCCCCUUUGAGUUGAUGGGACGCUGCGAGGACACCGACUGCUCAUAUCUGCAUUUGAAGCGUGUGACAAGCGAGUCCAUCUUGAAGAGUGCUGCCAAAUGACUGCUCCACAAGCAAUCGGAUUAAAGACAAAAAAUUCUAAUUAAAAAAAAAAAAGCAAAAAAAAAACAAGUUAACAAAAACAACAUUCUAAAUAGCGUGCUUGAAUUCUGGUAAGUUGAACUCUUCACGCAAUUUAUAUUUAAAUGUUGCUUUCAGUCAACGAGAUACUCUAAACUAAAAACUAAUCAAAUUAUCAAUUGGAGCCAAAGCUGGAGAUCGAGCGACGCUCUCCAGGACGUGUGACAAAAUACAAUUCGUUGUUAACACAUUGUUAUUGUUAUAUACAUUUAUAACGUUCAUUUACAAUUCACGUGGUGUUGUAAACUAGUGCAAGUUCGUUCGUAAUUUUCAAACUGAUCCUGAUCCGUUUCGAUUCGAUUCGAUUAGCAUUUGCUCUGCAUAUCUUUUUGCCAUAUAUACUACAAAUAAGUUUAAGUUUGAACGCGUCUUGAUAUAGUUUUCUACCGAUUCCAUUUAUAAUAUAUCAACAUUUAUAUUAAUCCUUCGUAUUGAAUGGGCACUCGAGCGAUUAUUAUUUCAAUUUUAUU